AUGCAUUUUAACGUAUUUGCUUUCCUCUUUGCUUUCAGUCUAGUUGUUGCUGGUUUUGAUGUAGUUCUUAGCAUUCCUGCCGGUCCAGGUUCACCUUCAAGCUCUCCAACCCAUUCAAGGUCCCAAUCAUCAGCCUCUCGUACGCCGGCAAUGCAAAUCGCACACAAUAAAGCGAAAGAUCAAGCAGAACAAAGUGUUGUUUCCGGUGUGAUUGCUGCUGGAGGCACUGUUCAUGCUGUUCACGGCGUAGGAAGGGCUGCAAUGGGAGCUCUUACUCUCAAUCGAAGCAAAUUUGGUGAUGGUGCUAUACAAGUCGCCGAAGGUGGCGCAGCAGCUUUAUGUGCGGGUAUUGUGUGUGGUGUUCAAGGCGUUAAGGCAGUCAGAAACUAUACUCUAUCAAAAAGUGAUCGAGCAGCUGCCAAAAAGUAUAGCCCUGAAAGACAACAAGGACAUCAUUAA
This is a messenger RNA of Meira miltonrushii, 459 nucleotides long. RefSeq lists its product as uncharacterized. NCBI's taxonomy places the organism in Eukaryota, Fungi, Basidiomycota, Exobasidiomycetes, Exobasidiales, Brachybasidiaceae. The transcript has a single exon. The record is from RefSeq and is a predicted model, not a curated record. The coding region runs from base 1 to 459 and encodes 152 amino acids.